CUCAAUCACCUUAGGAAUUUACUACGACUGAAGCUGUACUAACUACCUGAAACUCACGAUGAGAGAUACUCCAGAGUCUCAACAGGAAUCCGCAGUCCUUCGGCCGCUGCGAGCCCUGCUUAAAGAGCUCGGCCUCGUCACCCUGUUUCAUGCUUCAGCCGACACCAAGAUCUUGAUCCUCCAGCGCUUCGUGCGUCUCUUUGCCUACGGCGGCUCGACCUUGAUCCUCGCUUCAUACCUCUCCGACCUGGGCAUCUCCGACACCAGGAUCGGGUUGUUCAUGACUCUGACGCUUGUUGGAGAUGUUUUGAUCAGCUUCCUCCUGACGCUUAUAGCCGACCAACUCGGCCGACGCUGGAUCCUUGUGCUCGGAGCUGCGUUGAUGAGCGUUGCGGGGCUUGUGUUCGGACUCUGCGGAAAUUAUUGGGUGCUUCUUGCAGGUGCUAUCGUUGGGGUGAUUAGUCCAAGCGGUAAUGAGAUUGGACCGUUUCGAGCCAUCGAAGAAUCAACCCUCGCCCAUCUUACAGCCAGCACCGACCGAAGCGACAUCUAUGCCUGGUACUCGUUGAUUGGAACUGCAGGGACAGCGUUGGGAUUUGUCGGAUGUGGCUGGUUCAUUACGUUCCUACGGGACGAGAAACAUUUCAGUUCCAUCGACGCCUAUCGAAUCAUUUACUUCGUCUACACUGUGGUCGGCCUGGUUAAGCUCUGCCUGGCUCUCCUGCUGAGUAAGAAAUGCGAGGUCCAUACCCAGCCGAAGUCGGCCAAUUCGACAGAGACAGCACCUCUACUUGGAGGGGCGCAUGACGGACGCAAGGACGACAAAAAGAAGAAACGAUGGAGGCUGCUGCCGGAUAUCAGCAAGGAAAGCAAAGUCGUUCUUGUUCAAUUGUGCAUUCUAUUUGCCUUUGACAACUUCGCUUCCGGGUUAGCACCUGUCUCGUGGGUGACAUACUAUUUCAAGCGCAGGUUCAACUUGUCCGAAGGCAAGCUCGGGUCGAUUUUCUCGGUGACAGGAGUCAUUUCGGCUCUCUCUAUGCUUGUGGCAUCCUCCAUUUCCAAGAGGAUCGGCAAUGUCAAGACUAUGGUAUUCACCCACCUGCCCUCGGCCAUCUGCCUGGCUUUGAUCCCCAUCCCCGCGACGCUGCCUGGCGCACUAGUCUUCCUCAUUGGCCGAGCCUGCACGCAAGUCAUGGACGUGGCUCCGCGUUCGGCGUUCCUUGCUGCCAUCGUGCUGCCUCACGAACGCACAGCUGUAAUGGGCACCAUCAACGUCGUCAAGACAUGCGCUCAGAGUCUGGGUCCCGUGAUCACCGGCGUCCUCGGCACGAAGAACUAUUUCUGGGUCGCUUUUGUCGCCGCUGGAUCUCUCAAAGCCACAUAUGACUUGGGCUUGCUUGCGCUGUUUGCGGAGAGAAGGAGCCGGGAAGAGCGAAUGUCCGAGAACACCCGCACCGAUGAGGAGCAGGAGGGUGUCAGUACGGAUUCGUCAACGUCACAGGCACGAAGCGGGUGAAGCUUCCAACUCGAGUCAGGGCAAGGUGUACCCGAUGCCGAUGGGCCAAGUUAGUAAUCCAUGCAUUGAGCAAAAUCUGGUUGGAUCGAUUGACCGACAGCACGAAGUUAGAGCGCAAGUGGUGGCACCACGCAUGAUCGGCUAACUGCCGGGCCAUCCUUUGCGGCUCACAGAGACAUCGAGCCGCCAAUGCUGAAGAACCCCUGCUGCGUGACAUGCGGUUGAUACGUGAGCCGUACUUCCCUCUGAUCUAAACAUCUGUAAAUA
Messenger RNA from Exophiala xenobiotica, 1783 nucleotides. RefSeq lists its product as uncharacterized. NCBI's taxonomy places the organism in Eukaryota, Fungi, Ascomycota, Eurotiomycetes, Chaetothyriales, Herpotrichiellaceae. Gene Ontology annotation, biological process: transmembrane transport. The record is from RefSeq and is a predicted model, not a curated record. The transcript is spliced from 4 exons. Bases 59 to 1516 code for a protein of 485 amino acids. Gene Ontology annotation, cellular component: fungal-type vacuole membrane. Gene Ontology annotation, molecular function: transmembrane transporter activity.